Molecule: messenger RNA, 3738 nt
Organism: Cinclus cinclus
Lineage: Eukaryota; Metazoa; Chordata; Aves; Passeriformes; Cinclidae
Gene: IFNAR2
Product: interferon alpha and beta receptor subunit 2
Exons: 7
Coding region: 1452-2999 (515 amino acids)
Molecular function (GO): protein binding; interleukin-22 receptor activity
Source: RefSeq, a predicted model, not a curated record
CCAGGGAUGGUAGAAAUUCCAGGUAGGACAAGAUGCUGAAGAAGAUUCCCGUUGCAGUUUCCAGACCAUCUGUAUUUUCCCAGUUACUUUUUCUAAGCUGUUUGUUCUUGGCUCCGUCUCCUUUGUAAGAGUGUAACACAAACAGUUUUGCAACUGUUCAACUUCCUUUGCUUAAUUUGUUUGUUGAAACAAAGUUCAGAGGCAGUUUGAACUCAGCCUGAAAGGAAUUUGGUUUGGGUAGAGAAGAGGCAUUGAAAAAUCAAAUAAUGCUAAAUGGAAUACAUCAACAAUUCAGCAGACACAGAUUAUUACAAAUUUGAGUUUGUGUUCAACUAAUAAUAAUAAUAAUAGCUGUUAAAAUAUUGGUUGGGUUUUUUUUAUCCCCACUGGAUGGUUUGGGGUUUUUUUUACCCAAGUGGGUGAUUUCCAUCCUGGUAAGAAAACUGUUGUUCUAGGUUUACCUGCAGGUAAACCCAUUAUUUGUGAUUUUCCAUAAAGAUUGUUUGAAUUUUCUAAUUCAAGGCCUGAAUUUCUCUUCUCUUUUCAAAGCCAUGCUGACUGUGUCACAUGCUAACACAACAGGUCAAGAAAAAAGAGAAUUUUAGGGAAGAUAAGGAAGGAACUUUGCAGAUUUUCCUAUGGAGUUCAUGUAAAACUGAGAAGAAAGAUGAUUAGAAUUAAAGUAAAUGACUGCUUUGGCCAACUGGGUGUGGGAGUCAGCAUCUUCUGAGUCAGAGGCACGACCACAAAAUGCCUUAAAGCAAGAACAGGAAGUUUGUUGCACUCCAAGCAGAAGGGAGGCUGAAGGGUCUUGAGGAAAAAUAGUGGAGUCAGAACAGAAACUUCCAAGUGUUUUGAAGGCCUGUGUUGAAAAGAUGGGAAUGAGAGAAGCUGGGUUGGCGAAAGAAAGGAAUCCUGGAUGCAGUGAGAGCCAGGGUGGAUCACAGCCCCAGGGAGGUUUUCCAGGAAGAUGUAGGAACCCCUGGAAUGGCAGGAUUGCCCAGGGAAGCUGUGGCUGUCCCUGGAUCCCUGGAAUUGUCCCAGGCCAGGCUGGGGCAGCCUGGGACAGUGGAGGUGUCCCUGCCAUGGCACGGGUGGAGCUGGAUGUUCUUUAAGGUCCUUUCCAGCACAAACCAUUCUGACUUCUGUGAGGAUGAGUUAAGCAAUAAUGGAGUAUUUUCCCAGAUCAUUUCUAAAAUUCUUGGGACGGUUUGAAAUAGAGUCAAGACAGGACUUGGUGAGAAUAUCUUGGGUGUUUUUGCUGACACUGAGCCUUAAACCUCACAUGGAGGGAGCAGCUUGGGAUCCAAGAACCAGACCCCCAGAGCUCUGGGCUCAUGGACACUUCCCAGGCUCUGGAGAAGGAGGGAACUGUAGGAAAGAUGUAGGAGGAUGUGAAAGAAAGUACCAGUUCCACCAGGGAGUGCUGGGUAUGAACCCAAUUGUUGCAAAUGAAUGGUUGCAAUAAAAAUCAGAUCCUGUGGAUACAUCAGUGCAUUAAUACAGAGUUUCAAUUUCCAGUGUACCUCACCUUUCUGUCUACAGCUGUUUGCAGCCUGCCUGAAAGAAUUUUGGAAUGGCUUCCUUAUAACCUCCGGAUGGACUCCCACAAUUUCCAGCACAUUUUGUCCUGGCAGGCAGAGCAUGACCCAGCUGUGCCAGCAUCCUACAACGUGCUGUACACACACCACAGGAGCCAGGGCUGGAUGAGUGCUCAGCAGUGUUCAGGUACUACCCAGCUGUCCUGUGAGCUGACAGAGGAUUUCAGGAACAUAUCCAAUGAAUAUUCUGCAUUUGUUCAGAGCAUUAGAGGAGCUCAGGUGCUCAAUUCUUCUGUGCUGCGUUUUGUACCAUUCAGUCAGACAAUUCUGGGACCACCAGAAGUGAGUAUCACUUCCUGUCCAAACUGCAUCAACAUCACCAUAAAGCUGCCAACCUCUCACUUCAGAAACAAGGGAAAGCUGCUGUCUUUAAUUAAUAUCUAUGAAGAGCUGGAUUAUAUCAUCACACUGAAAUCACAGGAUGGAGAGCAUAAGAGGCCACGGCAGAGAACCACGGAAGAAAUGUUCAGUACUGUCAUUGGAGACUUGUAUCCCAGCAGGAAUUACUGCGUGUCCGUGGCAAUCACUGCAUCCCUGAACAAAAAUGCCAUGCCCUCCCCCUGGAAAUGUGUCACUGCAGACUCAGAGGCUCAGAGACAAGGUUACCAUGCAGUUGCAGUGGCAGGUGCUGUCUGUGUUUCUCUGAUAAUUGCUGUAGUCCUGAGGUGUGUGCAUGCAGCAGGUUUUGUUCUCCUGAAGAUUUCCCUCCCUCAGACCUUGGCGUACAUCAGGAAGUUGGCCUACUCCCCUUGGGUGUCUGAGCCAGAAAACCUGGCCUCUGUGGAGAUCAUCCCCAGAGAGGUGAAAAGCAAGGCCAGGGGCUGCAGAGGCAGUGCCAGUGAUGACAGUGACAGCAGUGACAGUGACAGCAGUGCCCUGAGUGACCACGACUACACCAGACGUGCAGGGCCGGGCAGGGACCUUGUCCCCCGGGGCCGUGCCACCCCCAGCGCCCUGGUGCAGUACUCGGUGAACAGCACCUGUGAGCACAGCAGCAGCCAGGCUGGGGACACGCCAGCUGCCGAGCCACAGGGCUGCCAGGGACACGAGUGCCAGGGACACGGGGGGGACCCUGAAGGAGAUGGAGACACGAGGAGCGAGUUGCUGAGCCCUCUGUCUGAGGGCAGCACUGAGUGCUUCACCAUCGGCUUGCACACGGUGCUGCUGGGAGCCCUGGAGCAGGACGGGCAGGGCUCUGCAGCUGCUGCCCCAGCUCAGGAAGAUGCAGGGGGCUGGCACUGUGCUCCUGCUCUGCAAGAAAAUCUGCUGGAGGACGCGGGAUGUGUGCGGGAGCUGCCUUGUUCUAAUGAUUUCCAUGAGUGGCAAAACUCUUCUUCUGAGGAAAGUGAUUCCUUGGACUCGGACACAGAGCAUGUAACGGGGUACAUGAGGAGAUGAAGGGAGAACUGCUUUUACUUCUAACAGGAACCAGUAUUGUCUAACUUGUGUUUCUACACUGAGCACACAGAUCUUGUCUUUUCAUUAACACCCUGUGAGCGUGGCUCCUACAGAAGAGCUGGGGGUAUUUGUCUGGGGAAGGAUCCAGAGAGCCCCUUCCCUUCCUCCAAAGGAGGCUUUGGACCAGGGAUGGAGGGACAGGACGAGAGGGAAUGGCUUCAAACUGAUAGUUUUGGAAUAGAAGUUGUUCCCUGUGAGGGUGGGAAAGAGACAAUUUCGAAGAGAUGGAGGGACAGGACACAGGGAAUGGCUUCCCACUGCCAGAGGGCAGGGCUGGAUGGGAUCUUGGGAAUUAGCAAUUGUUCCCUGGCAGGGUGGCCCAGGGUGGAAUUCCCAGAGCAGCUGUGGCUGCCCCUGGAUCCCUGGCAGUGCCCAAGGCCAGGUUGGACACUGGGGUUGGGAACAGCCUGGGACAGUGGGAGGCUGUCUCUCAACCAGACCACUUUUUUCAGUUUUUUUUAUUCUUUAUCUCUGUGAGUGAAUUUUUGUGGACCCUAUUCUGGUGGCUGGAAGCGUAUUUGUACAGAGAAAGCUGAUCAGGUGCAAUAAUGGAGGUAGAGACAGGAACGCUCAGCUGACAAAAGACUGGACUCUUAAGAGGCAUUAAUACACUUUAUUACUUUAUUUUUGUAUAAUUUUGUACAAUUAGCAAUUCCUAUUAAAUAUCUUUAUGACAUUU